UGUGAGAGAGUGCAUGUGUGUAUAUAUGGUAUACUGUAGCUUGCAACUUCCUGACUUCUUCUGUCCUAUUCUAAGGAACAUUCAUUUCAUUCUACUGAUUUGGACAAACCGUGCAAAGAUGGGGUGUUCGUUUGGGGUCCUUCUGCUUCUCCUGUGUGGUAAGUGCAUGUUUAAGACAGUUGCAUGUCUAAAGGAUGCCAAAUCUAAAUUUUCUAAUACCUCAGUACAGAAGAAGAAUUUCGUUGGUCUGUUUUAACAUUUUAGCAACCAAGAUUCACGCAUGUUCUUUUCUUUUCUUUUUAAAAUUAUUUUUAUUAAGAUUUUACAACAAGUUUUAGCAUAAUCAAAAAUUCAAAUUACAUUUUCAGUUAACACCCACCCCCUAACUUUCCCCAGCUUCCCUUUCUGGUUUAUAGCAUAUUUACUUCUUCUGCUUAUAAUUUUAUAUGCCUUAUGUACUAAAAUUAAAGUUGUACCUCAUCAAUCUGUUCUUAACAUUUUAACUUCAUUUUUCUAUUUUCUAUUUCUAUUUGUCCAUUGUAAGUGUAUUAUUUGAAUCCUGCAAGUGAGUUCAUUUCAAUGCAUUGUUUCUGUGUAUACAUCAUAAUAGGUUCCCAAUCUUUUUUGAAGUCAUUGUUGUCCUUAUCUUUGAGUCUCUCAGUUAGCUUCGUCAUUUCAGUGUAUUCCAUCAACUUUUCUUGCCAUUGCUCUUUCACAUAUGUUAUUUUCAAGGAUAGACACUAUACUUGUAAUGACAUGAACUGUUCUCAUGUACACUAUUAUUCUGUAGAUUUUAGCAAGUGGUUAGACUGUAGACCAGCAUUCCUGAAACUGUAGGGCUUCUCUGCAUUAUAGGAGGAACACAUGAACCUAAAAGGAACCAGGGAGGGGUGAUGAAAGAAAAGUUAGGGGAAGAAAAUGCAAAUUAAAUGUAUGGGGGUCAGGGAGAGGAAUUGACAGAAGAUCAGUAAAAAGAAUUUUCAGGGUGGCAAACCUGAAAUGAAAAAUCCUUCUAAAACCAGAUCACCCAAUUCUGCCUGAAGUGGUGAAGGCAAAUGAAAAUAGUUCCAGAGCUAAUGUCUUGUGCUUAGUCUGAUGAAAGCUGAACUAUGGAACUCCCUGCCUCAAGGAAAUCACUGUGGUGUAGGUGAUGUGUGAUUUUUGAGCUUGUGUGUAUGCUAUUUCCAAAAGAGGGUUUAGAUAGGGAUGUUGCUCAUUGCCAGCUGAUGAGCAAAAAACAUCACCCCCACACCCUUUCAGUGCCAUUUUGUGACUGGCAAGCCCUUGUCAUUUUAAGCUCCUUUAGGUGGGCCAGAAAUUCUGCAAAGCUCUGCUUUCAAUCCAUGCAAAGUUCAGGCUGAGCAGUGCAACAAAACAGGAGCACUGGGAUUUCCCUUCCCUAUGAGGAAAGGUUGCAGCGCUUGGGACGUCUUAGUUCAGAGACAAAGCGAGUGGUACAUGACAUGAUAGAAGCAUGUACAAUUUUGCAUGGCAAGGGGAAAGCGGAUAGAGAAAAGUUUUCCUCCUUCUCUCCUAACACCAGAAUGGUGAAGCUGAAAGUUGGAGGAUUUGGGACAGAUAAAAGAAAGUUCUUCAUGCAGCGCAGUGUUAAACCACAGAACUCCUUCCAACAGGAAGCAGUCUUGGCCACCAGCUUGGAUGUCAGUUUCCCAUUGGGGCAUCUGCCUGGCCACUGUGAGGACAGGAUGCUGGUUAGUGGACCCCCUUUGGCCUGAUUUGGCUAAAGGUUCUUCUUAGGUUCUCAGGCAGGCUUCUUGCUUCCAGCUCUCUCCUUAGGAAGCAGCAACCUGAUCCAGUUUGCGGAUAUGGUCCGUCAGCUGACGGGAAGGCUGCCCUCUCUCUUUUACAAUGGGUACGGAUGUUACUGUGGACUUGGAGGAUCCAGAAAGCCCAUGGAUGAAACUGACUGGUGAGCGGGACUCUCGCUGAGAACAAGGGGUGAGGCAGAAAUGGGAUUCCGUUCUUUGCAUUUAAAGGCAAACCUACCUAAUUUGCACUCCCUGAAAUGAAACACAAACGGAAAUGCAGCCAUUUUGAAAUUUGCACUUUGAUCAAAUUUGCAGUGCCGUCCUUCAUACUAGUAAUGCAUUCAAAUAUGCAUGGGGGGAGUAUACCAAAUAGCAUACCAAAAUGCAUCAUUUGUGGGGAAAUUGAAGCACUUGCCGCCAACUCAUGCUUUGGGGAUGCUGAUGAGGACUCUUAAGUUUUCUUCUUGUUUGGCAAUCACUCAUAACUAAGUAAGAUUGUCUUAACAGUGAGUUAAGUGACUGUGGAGGCCAAUUCUGGAUCCACACAUCCUUCCACAGUGGGGACAUAGGUUUCUGGGCUAGAGUUGAUCAUGGUGAGGGAUUGCCAAGUGUGCCUUCCUCGUUGCUCGUUUCUCCCUUUUGUCCUGAGUUCGAGCAUCUUCAAAGUCCAUGACACCUUUGGUAAAGGCUGUUCUCCAAUUGGAGUGCCCACAGACCAGUGUUUCCCAAUUGUUGGAGCAGGUGGUGCUGUGGGCUAAACCACUAAGCCUCUUGGGCUUGUUGAUCGGUAGUUUGGGGGUUCGAAUCCCCACGAUGGGGUGAGCUCCCGUUGCUCUGCCCUAGCUUCUGCCAACCUAGCAGUUCAAAAACACACCCGUGCAAGUAGAUAAAUAGGUACUGCUGCUGCGUUUUGGUGUGCUCUGGCUUCUGUCACGGUCCUCCGUGCUCCAGUAGUGGUUUAGUCAUGCUGGCCACAUGACCCAGAAAGCUGUCUAUGGACAAACGCCGGCUCCCUUGUCCUGAAAAGCGAGAUGAGCGCCACACCUGCCACAUCCUCUGUGAAAAUCAGUCUGGAUUAUGGGGGCAUCAUCCAGACUGAUCCCACCCCCCAAAAAACCCUCUACAGUGUGAAUAAUAAUGUACCUAAUCUCUCUGUCUUAAUUGUCUUCCUUCUUACUUGAAGUAAUCGAUUUGAUCUGUGCUGCUUCCAGGUGCUGCCAUACCCACGAUUGUUGCUAUGGAAAGAUGGAAAAACUGGGUUGCAAACCCAAACUAGAGCUUUAUACCUACUUUGUCGGGAAGAGCAGAAUCGUGUGUGGUAUGUGUGAACAUGGAGUAUGUUUGGGGUGGCUGCAGAUACUUGGAUGAGAGCUAGAGAUGGGUGAGAAAACCAAUUCACUCCUGGGCUUCUCUGCCGGCUGUUAGAAGCUGACUGCCAAGCUGAAAAGGGUUCCCCACCUCCCUGCUUCAAGGAAAGGUGUGGCAAAGAAUUAGGAAGUUAACUAAAUAAGGUAACUAAAGCAAGCAAACAAAAAGCAAACAUGCAGGCACAAAGUCAACAAGGAUGUGGGGGCUUUUCAGUGUAUGGGCAGAAGUCAUGGGUAUGUCUAAAGUGCAGUUGUCACAGACUGGUUGGAUGCAGAGGAAUGUUUGGAGGUACCAGCUGGGGAACCCCCAGGGGAAGAAAGCUCAGAGCCAGGGGAUUGGUGGUGGGACAAUGAUGAGUUGUCAGAGGGAGAUGACUGGGAAGAGGAAGUGUCAAAAACUGAAGAGGUAACGGGGCUUAGUGAGCAGGGGGAGUCUGCGGCAGAGAGCAGUCCAGAAUCAGAGCUAAAAGCUGCAGCAGGAGAAGGGGAUGAGGGAGGCCAAUAGGCAGAGAGGAGUCAGGCUGGUGAAGAAGCACGGGUGUUUCCUCCUGCUGCUGUGACAAGUUCCUCUCCUCUCUGGUCUUCCAGAACCAGGAGAGGCACAAAGUGAGAGGAGCAAAGGCAGGCACACUGGCAGAGUCUCAGAUUGCUUGGGGGAAAACCCUGGAGAGGAGGAGACUUAGGCAGCUGUGGAUGGCAGGGACUUUCAGUCUCCACAACGGCCUCAUAGGAGCAAGACCUGCUGCUGUGCUCAUUAGGCCUGGCAUCCCUGUGCAGAUCCUGAUUUUCUAAUUAAAAGUUAACUUUUCUUGCUGUGUGUUAUUUACUGCUGGCUCGCUCCUGACAGCAAUGAGCUCUGGGAAAAGGUAUGUUGAGGCCAAGGGGGCACAGUUGGAAAUGGUAAGAGACGCAAAGAGACAAGUGGAUAAGUCCCACUCCUGGGAUGUGCAGAUCUAUCUCAACUUUUGGCUCUUUUGUCUUCCAGGUGGAAGGACAAUGUGCCAGAAGAUGACCUGCGAGUGUGAUAAAGUAGCCAGCUUCUGUUUCCAAAAAGCCGCCUAUCACAUCAAAUAUGCCUUUUACCUAAACAUUCUAUGUAGAGGCUCCACGCCUCCUUGCUAGGAUCCCGGAAAGUCUGCUUUCUCAACUGCCUUCCUGAAGGUGGUGCAGUUAAACAUAUCCUCUUGCUGAAUGUUUAUUUCAUCCCAUCAUUUCUUAGAGUCAACCUUGCAGCGCCAUUGUCAUCACCUGACACACUUGAGAUGCCGUGGGGGCCUCAACAACUGGGCAGGCUGCACCACUCCUACCUCUCCUGGGCCUCCAGUACCUGGCAACUUGGUCUGGGAGACGCUUGCCAUUUUUAUUUCCCACAAUGCCCUUAGUGUCGUGUCACUCCAGGGCAUUGUUGGAAAUUUCAAGGACGGCUUCUCCACCUCAAGUGAGGCCCCCUCAGACUUGGAAUUGACUCUACCACCUGAUCUGGCCUCAGCCCCAAACUCGUUUUUCAAGUGACUUAAUGAUGAAUUGUUUGUUCUUAUAAAUGCUUGUAAGCCACCCUGAGAUCUAUAGUGGAUGAUGGGCAGUUGAGAAGCUGCAGACAUGAGUAAAU
Podarcis lilfordi (Lilford's wall lizard) is the source of this 4745-nucleotide messenger RNA. NCBI's taxonomy places the organism in Eukaryota, Metazoa, Chordata, Lepidosauria, Squamata, Lacertidae. The record is from the annotation of a GenBank genome assembly.